This is a messenger RNA of Dinoponera quadriceps, 984 nucleotides long. RefSeq names its product 28S ribosomal protein S22, mitochondrial (gene mRpS22). The coding region runs from base 1 to 984 and encodes 327 amino acids. The transcript is spliced from 2 exons. Gene Ontology annotation, molecular function: structural constituent of ribosome. Lineage: Eukaryota; Metazoa; Arthropoda; Insecta; Hymenoptera; Formicidae. Gene Ontology annotation, cellular component: mitochondrial small ribosomal subunit. The record is from RefSeq and is a predicted model, not a curated record.
AUGCACAAUUAUCAUAUAAUUUUAGAAGAUCUAACUGAGAAAGAUCCUGCACCGGUUUUCUUCGACCAAGAAGUCCAGACAUAUUUGAAAAAACUGACAACAUUGGAUUAUAAAAAAGUUUUCCGGAUACGUAAAGAUGGACAUGAGCUUGAACCACCACAAUAUCGAUUCUUGACGGAUGAGGAACUCGAGAAAGCUAAGAAAGUAGCAGAAAAGAGAGCAGAGAUUUACUUACAAAUGCCACCAGUAGUAAAACAAAGAUCAGACUCAUCUUUAUUGUUAUGUGAGGAUCCCGGGCUACAAAAUUAUAAUGCUGCCAAAAUUGUAUUCACUGAUAUUACAUACGGUAUCAACAAUAGAAAGAGAUUUGUAGUUAUCAGAGAACCAAAUGGCAAGCUGAGACAUGCCACUUGGCAAGAACGGAAUAGAAUUAUACCGAUCUAUUUUCCAAAUCCAGGAAGGGAGUUACAAAUGCCAAAGAUGUUUGAGAGCGAAAAUUUACAAAGCAUAUUAGACCGCAAGGAAUACGAGUUCAUACUUGAUCGUGCGUGUGUGCAAUUCGAGCCGGAUGACCCGAAAUAUCAAGAGAUAACGCGGGAAGUCUACGAACGUGUAAACCUAGAGAGACAUUUCGAUGUCCUGAGAUCUACGCGUCACUUCGGCCCGAUGGUGUUUCACCUGGUGUGGACGAGUAACAUCGACAAUUUAUUACACGAGAUGAUCGAGAGUAGUCGAAUUAAAGACGCCGUGUUAUUGAUACGUCUGUAUCACAAGAUCCAUCCUACGAGCAGUUCGGCGAUCGAACAGUGCAGUAACUCGGAUGACGUAGAAUUCAUACUGCAUUAUGUCCGUCUGGAUUCACCUAAGACAGGCACGCUGGAGAAGCUCCUGCAUUCGUACAAAGAAUUACAACAGGAGCUGAAAAUCCUGGAGGAGGGCAUUAAGAGGGCGCAUGGUGUUCCUCCGGAAACCAUCGAAGUGUAA